Molecule: messenger RNA, 2325 nt
Organism: Hevea brasiliensis (rubber tree)
Lineage: Eukaryota; Viridiplantae; Streptophyta; Magnoliopsida; Malpighiales; Euphorbiaceae
Product: GEM-like protein 1
Exons: 3
Coding region: 269-1282 (337 amino acids)
Source: RefSeq, a predicted model, not a curated record
CGAUGUUGAAUGGUGAGCACGAAAUGCAGAGUUCAAACCCCAAAAGAAUAAUCUAGAAAAUGCAUUUGACCGUUUUGACACCAACGAAACUCUGUCCAAAACCAUCUUCCAACCGUUGGUGUCCAUCGUCAUCAGCCUAUUAAUCCCUCCUCAACUCCAAAUCAAAGCCACAAAAGUUUCACCUUCGAUUGAUACUCUCUACAUAGAUUAUAUAUAGGGUUUUAAAGUUUUGGUCUUUUUUUUUUUAUCCAAUCAACUGAAGAAAAUCAUGGAUCAGAAUCAGAAUCAGCAUCAGGUCGAUCUUACCCAUGAAACUAAACCACAAUCCCAAGAGUCCCAAAUACUUGAGAAGCAGAAUCCUCACACCUCCGACUAUGCUCCUUAUCCAAAGCUCGACCCUAAAGACUUUGCUCCUCCUCCUGAGAAUUGGGCUAACGUAUCUACGGGUCCCUCACCACAGACCCACCCUGCUCCAGCCGAAGGCCCAGCUCCGAUCGCUGGUGCUGCUGCCACUGCCAUGCCUGCCGAGUCUAAUCCCUACGUAUCUCCGGCGCCUGUUGCCCCAUCUUCCUCCAAGAAUACGAUGGAAACGGUAAAGGAUGUGCUGGGGAAAUGGGGAAAGAAGGCUGCGGAGGCAACCAAGAAGGCCGAGGACCUUGCUGGCAACAUGUGGCAACACUUGAAAACAGGCCCUAGUUUUGCUGAUGCUGCUGUGGGAAGAAUUGCUCAGCAAACUAAAGUUCUUGCAGAAGGAGGUUAUGAGAAAAUCUUUCGACAAACUUUUGACACUGUUCCCGAGGAACAACUUCAGAAGACAUAUGCAUGCUACCUAUCCACUUCUGCUGGUCCAGUUAUGGGAGUUCUAUAUUUGUCUACUGCAAAGCUUGCAUUUUGUAGUGACAAUCCUCUUUCUUACCAAGUUGGUGAGCAAACUCAAUGGAGCUAUUACAAGGUAUGCAUAUCAUGCUUUCUCAACGUUUUUAAACAGCUUCACAAUAUUUUUAAUUUCCAGGAGCCAGCAACACAUAGUCUGAUGAUGGCAUGGAGUUUGUAUCGACCUUUUCACUUUUUUGUUCUUUUUGGCGUCAAUGUGGAUUGUGGUGGUCAUUUGGGUUAUUGUUCUGAACUUUUUUUUUUUCAAAUCUCGAUAACUGCUGUGAUUAUGGUCUUUGUUCUAAGACACAUUUAUUUCUUUGGCAGUGAGAUGCACAAAAUUGUAUGGAUGGAAAUCCUGUUUCCAGUAUUCAAAAAAAAAUUUUUACCCAUUGGUAUACAGCAUUAAGCAUUUGAUUGUUGAUGCAUCUAAGUUGAACCUUCUAGUUCACAAUCCCUUGGACUAUUUUGUUCCAACAAGAUCAUUAGUGGAUGGGAUUUCAUUUAAAUUUCGCUUAGUAGGUAUAGUCAUGACUCAAGCCACAAGUUCCAUAAUCAGCUGAGGUAGUUUUGUUAAUAAAUCAUACUUACCUAGCUGAAAAUUUAGAAAUUUUCUGUUGCAAACAAUUAUCCCCCAAGUUGCUAAAGUCCCUUGUCGCAAAUCCCAACAGAUAAUUGCUGGUGUUAUAGAUAAUUCAAUUUCCUUGUAUAAUGUGGACCCUCAUUUUCUCCUUGGGGAUUGGAACGGGCUUGAUUGAUCUUGCUCAAAUUCUAUUAUUAAUGGAGGCCACCAUAAAUGACUUGCAUGAGCAGGGAACUCUUAUAGGAAGCAACUAUAGUUACUGAUAUAAGGAGGUGGGCUAGUGCGUGUGUUAUGUGUUUGAAGUAAACAAUGAAUGCCUUGGUUUGGUUUUCAUGUGAUAUUCUCUUGGAAUGAAGUAUUUAUUUAUUUAUAUGUAUCAUGUUGCUUACAAUGUUUUGGGCAUCGCACUUUCCUUCUCCAUAUGCAUAGGUUGUCCUUCCAUUACACCAACUGAGGGCUGUCAACCCUUCAACAAGCAAGGCGAAACCUGGAGAAAAGUACAUCCAGAUUAUCUCAGUAGACAAUCAUGAAUUUUGGUUCAUGGGUUUCGUACACUACGACAGUGCUGUGAAAAAUCUUCAAGGGGCAUUGACGCAUGGCAGCUUGUGAUGCGUCAGUAGCCAAAUUUCCAGUCCUAUCGAAAUGAAGCGUCUGAUACUGCUAGUUGGUGUAGAUAAAAGUAUUCAACAUGUAGAUGGAUGUUUCAUUUGUUUAUAGUGUUGUGUGGUAUUCGUUUGUGAUUCAAACUCAUUGAAGUUUAUGUUAUGAUGCUUAUGUAGUCAUUCUUAGAACUUGAUUUAUAAGAGAGCAGUUGAGAUAUCAUAUCCUUUAUUCUCAUAAUUAAAUUAAUUAAUUUUGUUUCUGGUUGA